CGGAAGAAACCUAUGUGUUAAAUUGUCAUAUUUUUUGCGACCAAAUUUACCAGAAAAAACAAACAAGCUGUUUAGUUAUUUUGCAUCCGGGAGGGAACGUCGUCGUUUCAUCCCAAACCAAAACCCAAACCGCCACACUCUUAUUAUUUUUCCGAUCAUGAUCAACAUAGCAUCAGCCCCUCCAUGACUUCUUUUAAAAAGCAAUUAUUACCGUAACGUAGAAUUUCAAUUCCGCGUUUAGAUAAAUUAGGAUGUCGAAUUUGUACGGCGAUUACAAUCAAAAGAUCGAUUACGUUUUCAAAGUUGUAUUAAUUGGGGACUCUGCUGUCGGCAAAACGCAACUUCUCGCACGAUUUUCAAGGAAUCAAUUCAACGUCGAUUCUAAAGCCACCAUCGGCGUCGAGUUUCAGACCAAAACUCUUAUAAUCGAUAAUAAAACCGUUAAGGCUCAAAUAUGGGACACGGCUGGUCAAGAAAGGUACAGAGCAGUAACUAGUGCGUAUUAUCGCGGAGCAGUUGGAGCAAUGUUAGUUUACGACAUGACAAAGCGUCAGUCAUUUGAUCACAUGGCAAGGUGGUUAGAGGAACUGAGGGGUCAUGCAGACGCCAACAUUGUCAUAAUGCUAAUUGGCAAUAAAUGUGAUUUGGGAACUCUUAGAGCAGUACCAACUGAAGAUGCCCAGGAGUUUGCACAAAGAGAGAAUCUAUUCUUUAUGGAGACAUCAGCACUUGAGUCUACUAAUGUGGAAACUGCCUUUCUGACUAUUCUAACCGAAAUAUACCGACUUAUCAGCAAGAAAACACUCACUGCCAACGAUGACGCAGAUCCUGCUGGUAGUUCAGGGCUUCUGAAAGGAACCAAAAUAAUUGUUCCUAACCAAGAUGUGAAUGCUCUUGAAAAGAAGGGUGGCUGCUGUGGAUAAUCCUAGCUUUUGCGAUUUCCCGUAGUCUUGGGAAACUUAUUUCUCUACAUCUGGGAGAUUUUAGAGAGGGUAGUUUAAUCCCAUCAGCUAAAUGUAGGAUUUAUUUAUUUACAAUACUGUAUUUGUUACUUGAAAACAUAUAGUUUUUUUUUUCUUUCUUUUCUGACCCUUUCUGGUUAUAGGAUUUAAAUUUGUUAAUACAAAUUCAUGGCAGUGAAGGUAUGGUUCAGUUCAGAUAGAGGAAUCGAAAACAGUAUAACUUACUGGAUGCAUUUAUCUUACGGCAACUAGUUAGCAAAACAACGCUAAUGUAAAGUGACAAACAUGUAGUGCAGGUAUUUAAAGUGCAUGUGUGAAGGUGCAAUUAUAUUUCAUUUUAA
This is a messenger RNA of Cicer arietinum (chickpea), 1303 nucleotides long. RefSeq names its product ras-related protein RABA4d. The record is from RefSeq and is a predicted model, not a curated record. Gene Ontology annotation, molecular function: GTPase activity; GTP binding. NCBI's taxonomy places the organism in Eukaryota, Viridiplantae, Streptophyta, Magnoliopsida, Fabales, Fabaceae.